Molecule: messenger RNA, 2340 nt
Organism: Kwoniella mangroviensis CBS 8507
Lineage: Eukaryota; Fungi; Basidiomycota; Tremellomycetes; Tremellales; Cryptococcaceae
Exons: 4
Coding region: 1-2340 (779 amino acids)
Source: RefSeq, a predicted model, not a curated record
AUGAAGACCUCUACCUCUUUUGCCAUUCUCGCUCUUCUCGCUAGCGCUGGUACCACCUUUGCUGCUCCCUUGCCCCAUCACUCGAAUCAUAAAGGCUCCGAUGUAGAGUCAGGUCAUCGAGCAGGGCAUCAUCACAGUCGUGCUGAACACCCAUCCAACCACCAUAUCCUCGAUGCGACCGUCGAUGUGGACAUGGACACUCAAAGGGGUACAUAUACCAAUGGGAAACAUCAUCAUGCCAGAGCGGACCCUCUUUCAGUCACCAAGCCUCUUUCUGGAGCCUUAGGUCUCCCCACCAACGGUCAUAAGAUGGGUAAGACCAAGGGUAAUAAUGCCAAUCAGCCACUCACCAAAACUCUCAGUCCCACAUCCGAUUCUAUCCACGGGUCACUGAAGCCCCUGAAUAGUGAUACUACCAAAGCUGGUCAACAGCUCAAUCAUCCUAAUUCAGGUGACAUCGGUCAUUUUGGUAAGACCGCCGACGACGCUUUGGAACCUCAAGAAACCCAAAUUAUCAAGAACGUCUUACCUCGGGACGUGGUUCCCAGUGCUAUAGGUGGCAACAGUGUAACAAAACCCGUUCAAACUGCUGCUACGGGAUUAGGAAACAAUGUCGCUACUGUCAAUAAUAAUGGCAAGAAUGAUAUCCCAGUUGCUGGCUCCGUUAUCAAACCCAUUACUUCAGGAAGCCAGGUUGUUCCUGGUGUCACUGGUGGUGACAAAAUCGCUCCUCCGACUCUUACAUCCACUCUGCUCAACUCGAAAGGCGGGGUACUAGACUUGAAUGCUGGACCACUCGUAACCAAUGGCGGAGUGGUCGGUACUGCUGGAAAAGCCGUUACUGGCUUGACUGGUACUUUGACCAAUGGACAGGGUGCUUUAGUCAACUCUCAAACUGCCACUGGGACAGUUGGUAAAGUACCUGGUACCGUUGGAGGAGUAAUCGACUCGGCGAAUGUAGAUCCGGUUUCCAACCAGGCUUAUCAGCUCAACACUGAUGAUACCGAAUCCGAUGUGAAGGCUGUCACGGGGAAUGGGAUGACUCAAGCAAAUGACCAUGGACCCAAACAGACGAAUAAGAAAGUCAACUCGUCUGCAUUCAAAGGCGAUGGCUUAGAUCACCGAUUGAACGGACAUGGUAGUGAUGGGACUAAGGAUCGAACUACCGAAUUGAUCUCGGAUAACACAUCCAAUGUCAAACAGACAAGUCAAGAUACCACUGGUAUCGAUUCUAACAAUACAUCGAACAAUGUCAAUCAUGUCAACUCCACAUUUAAUACAGUCACAACUCCUAAUGGCAGCUCGUCAACUUCAGGAUUGAAGAAGACUAGUGAUGGGACUAUGAACGCAGUUGACCAAUCUACCGAUCAAGCUAUCCCGUCCAGCUCACAGAAGAAUAAAGGUACGCUAGUCACUGCCAAUAACGAUAAUGCCAAUGCCAAGAUUGUCCAGACUCCUGGGAAGUCCGAUAAAGUAGCAGAGACCAAUACGAACGAUGUGACCGGUUCCAAGUCGAGUGGCGAUAAUGUGAAUAUCAAAGUUGCCGUUCCUCAACAUCAAGCUACUCAGAAUCAAGGAACCACAAGUGGUGGAUUGGUAAAUAACGGAAAUAAGAUUGGACCUAAUGAUCAGCGAGGCAAUGUAGUUCAGGAAGUAGGAGAUGGCAAAAUACUCAAACAGAAUAUCGUCAAUCCUUCUUCUCCUCCUUCUUCUGCCAAACAUACCUCCUCUGCCACCAAACCCCAUCCGACAUCCGCUUCUGUGCAUUCCUCCUCCGCUGUGGCAUCACACUCUGCGUCCGCCAGUAAAGGUUCAGACCACCCAACCUCGAUGAGACCACAGGUAUUCGUAGAAUACACGAGCUUCGCUUCUUCCCCCAGCUCCACUAUCGCCUCUCAAUCCGCUUCUGUCCCUUCUACUACUCCCCUCGCUCAAGCACAGGUACACUCGGGUACUAUACAAGUGAAUAAGAACCAACAAUCCGCAACUAACGUUAAACUCCCCUUAACCUCCUCCCUCCACCUGCCACUCCCUUCUACAACCUCCAAAACACUCAAGACAGCUACUACCAAACCUCGUCAAGCGCAAGUGACCUAUGGUCAAAAGGGCGAACAUGUCGUUGCGUGCGAUGGGCAGAAACAUCAACCCAACGACAUGAUUGAUGAAUGUAUCAAAGCUGAUCUUUUAGAUUUUAAACCUAACCAAACUGAGGCCUGUCCGACCGACAUGCAACAUGACAUUCAAUAUGGGUUAUCAACCGAUAUGUUGAAGAAUGAUCAACAAGCGAAUAAGGAAAUUCAGAAAUAUGUCAGAUUAUGUUUGAAAGCUAGUGCUCUGUAA